Messenger RNA from Daphnia magna, 1772 nucleotides. RefSeq lists its product as uncharacterized. NCBI's taxonomy places the organism in Eukaryota, Metazoa, Arthropoda, Branchiopoda, Diplostraca, Daphniidae. The record is from RefSeq and is a predicted model, not a curated record. Bases 274 to 1311 code for a protein of 345 amino acids. The transcript has a single exon.
UCAUUUAGCUUUUUUUCAAUACAAGUAUUGUAUUGUAUCUAUGUAUUGUAUUGUAAGUAUUGAACAUAACGCAAAAUAUAUUUGUCUUUCUGCUCGAGUGCAAUUUUGUGUUGUUAAUUUCUGAUUUGAUUCCUAAAAUCAAAAUUAAUGCGCUGACCCGGCAGUUGCUACUCACCUGCCUUGGACAGCGUGCAUACAAGGAACUACAAUGACCGUCACAGACUUCAUUGAAUUGUCUCCUGACUUAUCAAGCACAAAAAAACAAGUACGAGAAUGUCUCUUUCGUCACUUAUUUCUUUGUUCAGCUACUACUGGUGGCCACAACCUAGCACUGGAAUCAAGAGGAAAAAACCAAGACUGUCGGCAAAACAACAAGACGGCAGCAACGGAAUGAUUAAAAAUGCCUUUAAUUAUCCACAAAACAAUAAUAUUCGGGAUUUUAAUAUCAUCAAUAUGUCAUUGAAUGAUGAAAUUUUGCCUACACCGGACAUUUGCGGCAAUCCCUUUCCUACCGGGAUGGAAUUGUAUCCACCUACUCCACCACCUGACAUAUAUACGACAGGAGAUUUAUUUCCAAAUAUUCCACAGCAAAUAUUUUUGUCACAACACGACAACUUUAAUGGCCCAGCCCCGCCUCAAUCAUACCCUUCUGAAUCUAACCCCUUUCUGUCAUCGCAGUCACCAGAUGGCCUUGUAAGUGCACAUAGGACACACCAUCAACUUCAGUUGCUGGAACGUCGACUUGCUAAUUUAGAAAUGGACAACACUCAUCUUCGCCACCAGCUCAGCGAAACGACGACAGAAAUACGAGAGCUACGUCAAGCAUUCAAGAUUUCUCAAGAUAGAUUGAAAAAACUGGUAGAAACACUGCAAGGGAAGGGCGCAGGGAACGACAACGAAGCUGGGACUGAACACUGUGAGGAAAAUGACAACUAUCUGAUCAGCUUUACGCCGGAAGAGAAAAUGGCUGAUGAGAAAACUCCGAAAGCUGAGGUGCCCCAAGUUGGAUUAAUGGGAAAUUACGAUCUUCACCGACCUAGGCAAAGCUACCCAGUUACCUGCCAAGAUGUGCUACCUGCACGCGAGAACACUACAGGAUCGUUUCAAUACCUAGAGCCGAACAAGGAACUGGAGGAUGCGAUACCCCCUACAAUUUGGCCAGACUUGUCAACAUUGGGUUCGGACAACUGGUUUGCAAUGCCAUUGCCCAACGCUGUUAACUUACCUUCUCCCCAGCCAGCCUACAAUGCAUAUGGAAGUUAUGGAUGCCAUAGCAACCACAGCACUGAUAGAGAACGGAUAAGCCCAUAGAACAGAUCAGCCGAAUCCAUAAAAGUGACGACAACGCAGCCGAGAUGUAGACAACGAAUAACGUUGAACAACACUGGGUGAUUCUAUUUUAAUUGCAGAUAAUGUAAUUUCAACUUUCUAAAUUGCCUCUAGCAGAAGGCGGCCAAGAAACAACAAGCGGGCUUUCGACCGACUCGACCGGUAAGAUAAUCCCUAGCGAUGCCAUAGUAUUCAGGACGGCAGGGAAUACCGUAUCUCUUAAUCGUUUUGCGAAUCUUCACCAGGAAUGAGUUGGUCAAAGUAUGCGAGUUGAAUCUUGGUUGUCAUCUGUGAGGAUCGUUACCCGUACAGAGUUCCUACAUUAAGGUAGUCGUUUGUCGCCCACUUUAAGGAUUGCUGAUCAGUUCUUCUCUCCACAUCUUUUGUUUUUGGUGAGUUCAUAAUCGCUGUUCUGUCAGCCGAAUACACAAGGUUUAAAUCCG